Myotis davidii is the source of this 906-nucleotide messenger RNA. It is a transcript of the gene TSGA13, whose product is annotated as testis specific 13. The coding region runs from base 1 to 906 and encodes 301 amino acids. The record is from RefSeq and is a predicted model, not a curated record. The transcript has 7 exons. Lineage: Eukaryota; Metazoa; Chordata; Mammalia; Chiroptera; Vespertilionidae.
AUGAACUCGGACGAAUUUAAAGCGGAAAAAAUGGAGGUGGAUUUAUUUGAACGGGUAUUGGGAAAGCUCACAGAAUUGAAAGGAAAACUGAAUGACCAUGCUUCAGGCUCCUCAUAUGAAAAAUCAAAGGCUCCAGGAACUAAUGCAGUUAAACCUGAGAAAGGAAAUGCGGAUGGUGAUGAGGUUUCUUAUGCAGCCGGGCAAUCAAAAUUUGUUCCAGAGAACCUUCGGUAUUACACGGUCCAUCCAAAAUUGAGCCGGUACUAUGAGCCUUUGAAGCCCACCGCACUGCAGAAAUGUGUGACUCGAAACAGGAAAAUGUUAAGCUUCAUGCUCAAAGUCGCAGAGUAUGACCAAGAUAAGACCAUACUUAUAAUGACCAACAACCCACUUCCCUCAAUAGAGCAACAAGGAAAGGACACCGAGCCACAUUACUUUUCCAAGGAGGUACUGCUCAAGGUAAUGGCACCUGCAGAAGAAAUUUAUCAGCACAAACCCAGUGAGACCUACGUACACCCGUUGCCUCAGAAAAAAAGGUUAAUACCUAAGCUGAAGCCAGUCUUCCCUGUGACGCUGUUGAAGGAUGCAAAAUCCAAACAAGAACUGUUUAGGUUUUCCACCAAGAAUGAUUUCAAGAGUGAAGGGAAGUAUUCAACCGUCUGCACUUUGAGGGAGCAGAAAAAUAUGUUCCCUCAGCUCACCUUUGCUCAAGUCGAUGGAAGAGAUAAGAAAGAUGUCUCCAAGAAGUCGGAAAGGGCCAUGCCGACCGGGAAGGAGGAUUGGGAGCCGCUAACCCUUGCAUCGCUCCUGGACAUGAAGCCCACCAAAACCGCGCCCGGGCAGAGUGCCUUCCGCAACGGGAGGGUCAAGCAGUGGUUUCUAAACAAGACCUUGGUCAUUACGUAA